Messenger RNA from Aedes aegypti (yellow fever mosquito), 907 nucleotides. RefSeq lists its product as uncharacterized. Gene Ontology annotation, biological process: negative regulation of translation; negative regulation of ribosome biogenesis. The transcript is spliced from 2 exons. NCBI's taxonomy places the organism in Eukaryota, Metazoa, Arthropoda, Insecta, Diptera, Culicidae. Gene Ontology annotation, cellular component: mitochondrion. Bases 72 to 863 code for a protein of 263 amino acids. The record is from RefSeq and is a predicted model, not a curated record. Gene Ontology annotation, molecular function: ribosomal large subunit binding.
CAAAGCGAGAAGAAGAAAGAAAGAAGAAAGAAAGAACUUCAGAUUUACGUUUCACACAAAUCGCUAGUAAAAUGGCACUAGUCGUGCAAAAAUUGCUAUCGACAAGUAGUAGACUAUCCUGCACAAGAAUCGCACGCCUUUUUCAUGAUGAAUUCAGUUCGCCAGAUCCAGCCAAUCCAAAGAAACAUACGAACAAACAGGAACAGCACAUUCCUUCAGCCGGAUCGAUUGCGAAUAAGUAUCAAAUUUUCCGCGAUGUCGACGCAUCGGUGAUUCUGGAUGUCGAGGAAGAACGGCAACUGCAGAGGCAACAGCACCAGGAUGAAACCAGAAGAGAUGUCGAAGAUAUGGAUUCCGGCAAACCUCUGCCAAGUAUUUUCAAUGGGAUCAAUCUACAACGCGGGAAAGCAGGUGUCUUUGAAAUAGAUGACUUGGUCACAGUGCUGCGGCUCAACAAUGCCGAAAACAUAUUCGUGUGUUCCGUGCCCAAAGAAUUCAAAUAUGUAGAUUUCAUCUGUGUCGUGACGGGCAUGAGCUUUCGCCAUAUGAGAGGAAUAUCGGAAUUCGUUCGCAAGGUGUACAAAAUGAAGCGAAACCAGUCGGACGUAAUCCCAAGGAUUGAAGGAGAGAACAGUCGCGACUGGAUGGCACUGGACCUGGGAAACAUCGCGCUGCACGUAUUCUCAGAAACGGCUCGAGAUCAGUACGAUCUGGAGUCGCUUUGGGCGAUCGGAGCCAAGUUUGAUAAGGAAUGCAACAAACCGGAUGAGCCGUUGGUGGAACUUUUUGAACGGCAUUCUAUCUAUUUGAAUGACUUGAAACCAUUGAGGACAAACCCAACGGAUGGGAAUGCACUGGCGUAGAGUUACAACAAACUAGAAAUAAAUUAAAUUAUCAAAUCCAUGCA